This is a messenger RNA of Oryzias latipes (Japanese medaka), 7780 nucleotides long. It is a transcript of the gene nfixa, whose product is annotated as nuclear factor I/Xa. Lineage: Eukaryota; Metazoa; Chordata; Actinopteri; Beloniformes; Adrianichthyidae. Gene Ontology annotation, cellular component: nucleus. Gene Ontology annotation, biological process: regulation of transcription by RNA polymerase II. Gene Ontology annotation, molecular function: DNA-binding transcription factor activity, RNA polymerase II-specific; RNA polymerase II cis-regulatory region sequence-specific DNA binding. The record is from RefSeq and is a predicted model, not a curated record.
UUACCUAUAAGAAUAUUAAUGUUUUUAGAGCAAACGGCAGGAUCACUUGGUAGAUUGCACUUUUUUUCAUUGUCACAUCUGAGGGUUUUUUUUCAAUAAAAGGACAUUUCUACAUCUUUACUCAUUGAAAAAAAUAUUAACAGAUUAUUUCUUGGCUAAUUUAAUAUUUUCUUUUGUCUCUAUCGUAUUUGUGUUUGGGUUUGAGGAUUUUGUGAACAAGAGGCAGGAGGCCCAGCUCAUCCCAGCUCAGAAUCAGCGACCAGUCAGCCAGCCAGUCAGCCAGCCAGCCAGCCACCCCAACUAGUCAGUGAGCUUCCCACCUGGGUUUCCAACCAGUUACUCAUCCAGCCAGUCACAGGGGCUAAAGCUUGUCAGCCAGCCUUACAGCCCACUUGCCAACCAGUCAGUAGAUCAGCCAGUUAUCCAUGCUGAAGCUCCUGUGUUAGACCCCGACAGAAGGGGCUGGCCCCACUAAAUCUGACGGUCCUGGUAGCCAACCAGAUGACCCUAGCCUUUAUAAGGCAUUCACACAGACAGCUUGUCCCACUGAACAGCAGGUGGCUUCAAACUGCAAUCACAUAGCUGUUCCUCCAACUUUGUCAUAUGACAAGUUAGCUUUUUAUAGUGACCGACUGUGAGGUUCCAGUUUUGACAAUAUCCUCGUAAUUCCUGUGAGCCUCGUGGACUAAUUCAAGUUUAAUGGGCAGCACAAAUCAGCACAUGCGCUCCAUUCUGGUUUUGGUUUUUGUGGAAAAUGACAUUAAACACACUUCUAAUUACAAGAGAGAGAUUGUUUUUUAACAGCAGAUUAGGUUGAAUGGGUUCUUGGUGAGAUCUUUUUUUUUCAUGAUAAGGAGAACACAUUGUCCCCCUGAGGCCACAUGGAUUUGCUGGUGAAAAGCAGACAAGAUGCAGCAUAAGGGAAGUACCCUUAGCUGAUUUUCAUCCUAGUUAUGCUUUUUUCUGUGGCUCUCACAAUGCAAGAUAAUUAAAAUAUGUUGAAUCUGCAUUUGGAAAACAGCUCUUCCGGUCGUAGCCAAUACAAAGUAGGAGACAAAGGAGUUUGGGAAUAACAGUGAGGGCAUCCUCUGUUUAAGUAUUCAGUUGGAGUUGAGCAGAGUGGGGUGCUCAUUGGCUGCGUGCAUGACGCCAAAGACCACAGGACGUUCCAGGGGCCAGUGAAUUGUCCAUCAGCCACAAAUGGGAUUAAUCCUCAAUUUUGAAACAGAAACUUUUAAUGUGUUUCUAUGUCUGUACUGUCUGGUCUAUUAAAAUGGAAUUGAGAGCGAAGUGGGAGAAAGGGCCAGUUUGGAUGUAAGAGUGCAUUUUGAAACGAGAGAGCAUGUUUUUGGAUGGCAUUUUUUGUUUGGGGGUGGGGGUCUUUUUUCUUUUCCCCCCUCCCUCCUCUCUUUGUUUGUGUGGUAAAUCCAGGAGCAGCUGCCGGUCUCAGGGUCUAGUGGGAUUUUGGGUCUGUGUUUUCUCAUGCCAUCUCAUGCCAAGGUAGUGUAACGCGAGCACAGAGACAGAGAGAAAGGAGAAGGGUGUUUCUGGAGGAGGGGGAUGCAGGGCUGGAGAGCGCCUCAUCGGGAUGGCUGUGACCAUGAUGGUGACGAAGGACGAGAGGAGAGUUGGGGAUCUUCAGAGGGCUGGGAUGAAUUCCACCCCUUCAUCGAGGCCCUUCUGCCCCAUGUCCGCGCGUUCGCCUACACCUGGUUCAACCUGCAGGCCCGCAAACGCAAAUACUUCAAGAAGCACGAGAAGCGCAUGUCCAAGGAGGAAGAGCGUGCAGUGAAGGAUGAGCUACUUGGGGAGAAGCCAGAGAUUAAGCAGAAGUGGGCCUCCCGCCUACUGGCCAAGCUCCGCAAGGACAUCCGGCCUGAGUUCCGUGAGGACUUUGUACUCACCAUCACGGGCAAAAAGCCCCCCUGCUGUGUGCUGUCCAACCCCGACCAGAAGGGCAAGAUCCGCCGCAUCGAUUGCCUGCGCCAGGCUGACAAGGUGUGGCGGCUGGACCUGGUGAUGGUCAUCCUGUUCAAGGGCAGCCCCCUUGAGAGUACGGAUGGCGAACGUCUGGUCAAGUCACCUCAGUGCACCAACCCUGGUCUAUGUGUUCAGCCACACCACAUCGGAGUGUCUGUCAAGGAGCUGGACCUUUACCUGGCCUACUUUGUCCACACGCCAGAAUCGGGACAAUCAGACAGCUCCAGCCAACAAGGAGACACAGACAUCAAACCACCCCCCAACGGACACCUGAGUUUUCAGGAUUGUUUUGUCACUUCAGGAGUGUGGAAUGUGGCAGAGCUUGUCAGAGUCUCACAAACUCCUGUAGCCACGGCAUCAGGCCCUAACUUUUCACUGGCUGACCUGGACAGCAGUCCCAGCUACUACAACAUUAACCAGGUGGCUCUAGGGCGGCGCUCCCUCACCUCCCCUCCUUCCACCAGGUCUGAGGUGGAGUUGUACGCAAACCUUCCACGGAGCUCUACCAAGAGGAAGUCCUUGGAUGACAGUGAGUUGGAGAGCCCUACGGACGAUGUUUUCUAUCCCGGACGCUCACCUGCCGCCAGCUCUUCUCAGUCCAGUGCAUGGCCUAAUGACAUGGAUGCAGUGCAGCACCAUUUGGCGAGUGUGCAGGAGAGGAAGAUAAAACAUGAAAACGAUGGCGUGCAGUUUCCUUACCAUGGACUGUCCUCGCCUGGUUCACUUAAGAAGCCGGGAAAGUUUGAUUUCAACGCCCUGACUUCCCAGACGAGGUCCCCCCGCAUGGCGUUCACACACCACCCGCUGCCUGUGCUAGCAGGAGUGAGACCAGGGAGUCCCCGUGCCUCGGCCUCUGCCCUGCACUUCCCCUCUUCAUCUAUCAUCCAGCAGUCCAGCCCGUACUUCACCCAUCCCACCAUACGCUACCACCACCAGGACCCGCUUAAGGAGUUUGUGCAGUUUGUGUGCACCGACGGCACUGGACAGCCCAGUGCCCAGCCUAAUGGAGGUGGCCAGAGCAAAAUGCCGGGCUCCUUCCUGCUGCCCCCGCCACCCCCGGUGGCACGCCCUGUGCCCCUUCCCAUGCCCGACUCUAAAACCUUCAGCACGCCCACUGACGGCGGACUCAGCUCACCCGCAUCUCCGUCAUACUCCACGCCAGGCUCCACAGCUCCCACCCGGUUUGUCGGCAUCGGAACACGGGACAACUUUCUGAAUAUCCCCCAGCAGACUCAGUCCUGGUUCCUCUGACAAGGCAUCUGAAUCCACAGCUCACGUUGUGUCAUAGAAAUUGGAAAGCUGAAAAACAAACGCAUCACCGUUGAUAAAGAACAAACUGCUGAAAAGGUCUUGAAGGUCUUUCUCGCCAAACACUAUUGAAAGUACUACUACAGAACCCCGAGAACUCCCACAGCGCCCCCAUGAGGACUCCCACUUCAGCACGUCUCAAACAGGAAUGUUCGUCCCCGUUCACGCAGGAGGCUUGAAUGAGAUUGAGCGGACAGACUCGGAAGAAUACACAGGAGAGGAAGAGGAAGAUGAGGAACAAACUCUGAAAUGCCAGAAUGGAAACACAACAUAGAAAGCUGACAAACGACCAAUUCAAUAUUUGUUUUUUUUCUUCUUCUUUUAAAAUAUAUAUAUAUAUAGAUAUAUAUAUAUAUCUAUAUAUAUGUAUAUAUAUAGAUAUGUCGAUAUUUCUCUUUUUAUGUUGUCUCCACAAUGAAACUCCAUGCAUUGGCUAAGAGAUCCACAAAAAAGGGUAGUUCAUAGUGGCAUUUGAAAGUUCAAAAGAUUGUCACCCAAUUUGCACGCAUCCAUAUCAGUGCAUUUCUCUGCGCAUUUCUCCUCCACUGUCACACAUAACACUCAUCGCCAUUCAAGCUCCUCCCCUUUAUGGCGCUCAGGGUGGAGACAGCUGCACACCUGUGUGUCGCCACACUCUGCUGCUUGAUUCGCUCAGUCCUGAGCCUCUUUCAUUUCCGAUUGGCCAAUCACAGUGACGCCAUCUGAUGGUGUGACACGUAUCUGCACUAAAGCGGCUGUUUUUUUUGUUUACCUGUCAAAUGAUGCGGGUGUCCUGCUGUGGGAGAGGUGACCGCCAUGAGGCAGGUGCGAGCGAACACCAGACAGAAAGACAUAACACUAACUUUACACGUGCUCCUUCGUCCCCUCACCUAUGCACUAUUGAUUUUUAAAUAAGGGAUGAAAAGUGUUGCACAUUGAUGAUCAUAUGAGCGAUGGAAGAAGUGGGCGAGGCCCGCUGCCACUGCAGGGCUGAAACUGUGCUGAAUUCGGAGUCUUGGCCCCAAAAUGCGCAGCACUACGCACACAGACGCAUGUUUGCAGACCUUCUCCAGAGCAGGCCGUCACACAAAACAACCCCUUUGUUUACUGACACACAUGCACACAUAUUAUGUGCUUCAUAUCACCAGCUUUAACUUGGUUUUCAGGCAUACUCUGGCUUUUCUUUCUCUCCAAGAUUUUGUUUUUGGUUUGUCUCUCCUGGUUUGUUUUUGAAUUGCAUUUUUUUCCCCUCUCAGAUUUCCGUAGCUCCGUAACAGCAAAUCUCUUCCACAGGCAGCACAGUACCAAGAGCUCUUCACAUGCAUCACUUGUGUUGCUUCACCCGGCAUCCCCCCUUUCUCCAGAUAAAUCCAAACGAGCACACAAACGCACGCACGCACGCAUACGAUGCACACCGACGCCACCGAAAACAGAAUUAGAAAGGGAAGCCUUUACAUUUGGUUCUCCACAUCGCCUUUAAGGGCUUUUUUUUUGUUCAUUAUUUGUAAUUUGAAUUUGAAUUUUUUUUAUCUAUGUAAAUGUUCACCAUGAAAUUGUUGUUACUUUCAUCAUGACAAGAUAUUUACCUCACAAAAUAACUGGACUGCCUGGCUGUUGGUUCUGUUUUGCAGGGAUAGUUAGCAGGGAAUUACUCUUUCUAGAAACAUUAGUUCUAUGUACUAAAAGCAUAUAUCUAAACUAUAACAGUAUAAGGAAGUGCCUCUAUUCCCCCUCCCAUGUUUGAGCUAAAACUUUGGGGGAUGUUGGUGCAUGUGGAAACCAUUGGCUGGAUCUUUAUAGAGGACUGCAACAAUUUUUUUUUUUUUUUUUUUGUAAAGACAGAGAGAUCCUAUAUAUUUAUGAUAUAUGCUCCUUUUGCUACACACGCUUGCUGGCAGUCUAGUUAUUUUCUGAACUCUCUCUCCCCCUGACCCACAAGCCGCUUCAGUAAUACCAUGAAUCAAAAGACGCCAUUGCCAUCUGCAACACAGCAUUAUGACAUGUACAUGUCAAAAAUCGACAGUAGAUUUGAAGAAGUGUUUUUUUUUUCUUUUUGAUGGAAAGUAUUAUUAUUGAAAAUAUGUGUCGAUUGAGCCACGUGCAAUGCAUUGGGUAGAUCAUUGUGUUUGUCUGUUAGAGAUUUUUAAGAAAGCUUAGAGAAAAGAGAAAAAAAAUGUAAUUGUUUUAAAGUCUGCACGCUCCAGGACUCUAAACUAGAGAGCCAUGAGAAAUCCUAGUCUUUGUAAGUUUGGGGGUAUUUGUUUUCACUACCUUCUUCUCUUUUUUUUUUUUUUUUUACUGUUUUAUGUGUAAUCAUUUGUUAAUAAAUAUGCGGGAGGGCUGAAGGAAAAGAAAACCUACAUAAAAAAGAAAUUAUCAUCAGAUGAAAACUGGUGCUUUAAUGCUAUAAAAAUACAUUCAGACCUACGAAUAAUUAAAAAAAAAAGAGCAAACAAUUUAGGAAAACAGCAUUAUUCCUCUAUCUCUCUAUUUGUAUUCUUCUCUUUUUGUAUCAAGUUCGGGGAGACACCCGCCACACAGAAGGUAGUUGGUUUCAAUCUUCAUUCGAUCUCCUUUCUGAGAAGACCCAUGUGCUCUGCCAGGAACUCACCAGCAAAAGUCAAGCCACCCGCCAAAUUGACUUCUUCACUAUCUCCAACUCCCAUUAAGCCCACGAUAGAGAUCCCUUUACCCUGUGCAGACAAUUAACCCCCCGAAUCCUCGUGUCUUAUCGUCCUCACCUGAAUGGAGCUCAUCUGCUCGUGCUCAGAGUCCUCCUGUUCACGAAGCGCGAGUGUUGAGACCUUCUGUACACAUCAAGGGGGCAAUCGUAGCUCAUAGUCAGGCAGAAAUAGCCAUUUUUGAAGCAGGCAGUAAAAGCUGAGCCUCUCCCCCUGUUCCACCCCCCCGCUCUGUAAAUGAUUCUUAUAGUGCUCGUGCUGUAGUGUAUAGUUUCCCAGCAGUUAAAGGUUGUCCCCUUGAAAGUGCCUUUUGUUCACAGACUCCAUUUUGUAAUCCAGGUCGCCCCUUUUGUUUUCAAAAAUGGUUCGAGGUGGCAGGUUGUUCCCCAGUGCCCCCACAUGGGGGGGUGGGGGUGGGGGCAAGAGGUCGUUGCCAGUUCAGCGCUUCGGGACAACUUCUUCCUCCGGCUUCAAAUGAAUCCCCUCCAUUCUUCCUCCCUUCUCUCCUUGAUUCAUUUUCAAAGCUGUGUAUCUAUAUGUUUAUAUGAUAUAUAUAGAUAUGCACCUUUGUAAAGUUCGAAAAGAAACUGGUGUGAAUUAGUUCUUUACUUUUUAUUGAUAAAUGACAAAAAAAAAGUUGGAAAAAAAAAGCUUAAAAAAAGUCGUUCUUGUUCAGCUUUGGCUCUUUUUUCUUUUCCUUUGUCUCCACUGUCUGUUUUCUGGUAGACACUGGAGUAGUCUGUAACUGUGUGUCCGUCACUCUCCGUCUCUCGCGCGCCCUUCUCUGCUGUUGGGAGGGCGGGAAAAAAAUAAGAAAGAAAAAAGAUAUUUCGGGAAAAAAACAAAAACAAAAAAAAAAACCUUUUUGUCUGAGCAGAAUGCAGUUAGCUCACAUGUUAUUCUUGUCUGUAUGCUUCACAUUGUAUUACCAUAUCCAUCUACUUCAGCUUCUCCAUUCAGCAGCUAAUGUAAGUGAACAAAUUACACGGCCGGGCUUUUGGGGGUGUCCUUGGGUGGAUUAGGAAGAGCCAACAGGGGUUCAAGGGUUUGGGUGCACAAGGUUUACACGGAGGAUCAACAGGGUCUGGAGGGCUGGGUGAGCUGCUUUGGGAAGUUAGGACGGGGCUGCUCAGACUAGAAUAAGAGUUUACUCUUUUGUUAUAGCUAUUUAUACUUUGGCUUUGUUUUAUUCCCCUUUUUUUGUUUCCUUUUUAAUUUGGAAUUCAAAUUUGCUAUCAGGGUAUGCUGUCGUUAAGGCUCCCUUUCUGGACGCCUUGGACUGUAAAAUGGAAGCUACAAGCACCUUAUAACCUGACGUGUCCCACAUGAGGCCCAAAGAGGAAGCUGCAUUACUCGGAUGAAAUCCCACAUCAAUUGAAACAGAUCUUUUCAAAUGAAGUAUUGUUUCAAAUGGGUUCCACACAGUAGAACCCUCAGCAGUAUUAAAACACACCAACUAAAUGGCUAAAAAAGGCACACGUGACCCCUGACCUCUCAGACUAAAGAGGACUAAGGGGGAGUUCUGCCACUAUCUUCCUCUGACCACCUCAUGCUGGACAGUCCUGUGUCUUUGUUGUUUAUUUUGUUGUUCUUAGAUGUGUAUGGUUAUUGUGGGGGGGAAAAAAAAGACAGCAACCCAGCCCCCCCCCCGUCCCUGACUCCUCGGUCUUCUACGCCUCUGUCCGUGCUCUCAGUGCAGCACCACUUCAUUGUGAGAACACCCCCAGGGCUCCAAGUGAAAUGCAUGUGUUAAUUACAGUUUCUUUUCCAUAAGAAGAAAAACAGUUUGAGAAGAGCAGCACCUGAUUGAAUAAAAAGGAUGUUCUUGACUG